GGACCGUCCCUCAUCCACAAGGAAAAGGAGGGGAGUCGGGAUGUGCUGUCAUGUUCCUGAAAUAACCGAUCGACAAAACUUAGUCUACGGAGUUUUGAGUUAAGGUUUUCCUGUGUGUGGCUGAGCUGUGUUAUAGACUAACUGAUAGAAAUCUGCCAUUUUCUGAAAGGACACUUGGUUUAAAAAUCCUCGCCUCAGAUGAAAUAGAAACGUUCUUCAAUCAAUUCUGCCUGAGAUGGGAACCCAUGCCCGGCCUUGAGGCUGGUGCCGAGGAGUGCGUGCCUGGCAUUGAGACGGGAGCCGAACUGGGCGCCAUGAACCCUGGCGUGGAGGAGCCACACGUCUCUCUCGUCUCCAUGGCGAUCAUGGGCACGGUGAUGCUCCUCUUCCUCCUCAGCGUGACCUGCUGCUGUUUCUACAUGAGCAAACUGAGACAUCGUGCCCAAGCUCAAAGUAUUGGAUACAAGGUUGUGUUUGAAGAUGAGUCAGCUGAAUUAAAUGUGCAAGAGAAGGAAAUGUGUGUGGUGUGUUUGGAAGAUUUCAAGAUAAAAGACGAGCUCGGCGUGUUGCCAUGUCAACACACAUUUCACAAAAGGUGUCUGGGUAAAUGGCUCCAGGUCAGGGGUGUGUGUCCUAUGUGUAAUUACCUCAUCAACGGCCCCUCAGAGCAACGGCACAGCCUGACAACUCUGCUGGAUGAAAUGGUAUAGCAGCCAGACGGCUCCAUCUCAUAUGAAACGACAGAGGAUGGAAGUCCGUAACUUAGAUGGUAAAUGGAAGUGCAGAACUUAAAUGGCAUAUGGACAUCACUAUAUGUCAGUCACCUAUGGACUACAGUAAUCCAUGGUAUGCUUCAGGAUCUACUGUUUGAAGUGUGUGACUCAAACAGCCAACCAACAUACUCUCCAGGGACAUCAGCCAGCUGGUAUUAGGCUAGCAUACCUGUCAGUUAUACUUCGCUCUAUCACAUUUAGUGGUAUAGCAGGCAUACGCUAGUAACAGUGAACAUCCACUGCUCAAUGAACUGUUAUAGCGGCUAACCAACAGCCGCUUUCCUCAGGAUCUACGGCUAUACGUAAAGCAGACAGCUGUAUCUAUAAGUAGCUCUUCAAUAUCCACAGCUGGACGGGAUAGCAGACAGCUACCAUCGUCAACCAUGCUUCUUACUCAAGCUGUCAGCUACACUCCUCUGGAAUCCAGCAGAACCAAUGGACUAAUAUCAGUGACAUUCCAAAGGAUUCAACAUUGUGGAAAAAUGUAAAUAGUUGCAAUGCUGUGUAGGAGAGUUCAGACUAAAAGACUGUUGCUACUUUUUUUAACACUCUCCACAAGUUUUAGGCUUUGGCUAGCCUUUUAAGCAUUUCAACUUGAAACUCAAAUACUCUGUAAAGUCAAAUGGUUGUUUGUAGACAUUAUUGACGACAACAUCUCAAGAUACUUCAGUCACUUAAAAGUCUCUAUUGGUCAAUUAGCAAUUGAAAAAGCAAAUGGCUUUUUCAAAUGAUAAACCAAUGCAAAAAAACAAACAUAUAAUCCUAAAGACCAUUAAGUGCUUAUAAGUACCACCGCCUCCAGCCCCAUCCGCAGAAACAGCUGUUGAAAAUGGAAGGGAGUGGAAGGACCUCUGGUGUUACAUUAACAACAUUAAACGGCAUCAUUAGAAAAUAACUGAGGUCCAGUUUCUUAACAUUAAGUAGACAUGCUGUCCCUCGGCUGGGUGAAAGUAGUUUUAAAUUCUUGCCCGGUACUACUACCACAACCCCCAUGGCUUCAUUUGAAAAGCUCUUUUCCUAAACACUAUAUCCUCAUUUUCAAGUGAUUUUCAUAAAUAGCUUUUUUGUUGUUGUUGUUUUCCAAGUAAUUUCAGUGGAACGGUUAUUGGGUUGUUGUUAUUUGAUCUUUACUCAAUCAAAACACACACAACUGCACUUUUACUUACAUUACCUGGAGUAUACAGUUAAAUAACAUGACUUAUUGAUGUUUUCAAAAAUGUAUUUAUAGCGUUUUGAAAAAGAGUUCAUCGUUUCUUAUUAUUUGCAGAGCAUUCAUCAGGACCUGUUAUCUGUCUCACUCUCUCUCUCAUUCCCUCCCUGCCCUCUAGCUCUCCCAACCUAACAUGAACUGUUCUCGUGUCUUUCUUGUUUAUCUGUUUGUCUCUUAAACUGUUCUCAUGUACUCCUUGUUUAUUUGAUUGUCUCUUAAACUGUUCUCAUGU
Sardina pilchardus (European sardine) is the source of this 2215-nucleotide messenger RNA. RefSeq names its product RING finger protein 122-like. The coding region runs from base 246 to 710 and encodes 154 amino acids. Lineage: Eukaryota; Metazoa; Chordata; Actinopteri; Clupeiformes; Clupeidae. Gene Ontology annotation, biological process: ubiquitin-dependent protein catabolic process. The transcript has 6 exons. Gene Ontology annotation, molecular function: ubiquitin protein ligase activity. The record is from RefSeq and is a predicted model, not a curated record.